This is a messenger RNA of Funneliformis caledonium, 1144 nucleotides long. Lineage: Eukaryota; Fungi; Glomeromycota; Glomeromycetes; Glomerales; Glomeraceae. The record is from the annotation of a GenBank genome assembly.
AGAAAGAACCGAGCUACGUACUUUUUUUGCUUACAACGACACAACUAAGGUAGAAGAAAUUCUUUCAAUGAUUACAGAAGAAGUUGAGAAAGUUGAAUUCUUGAGGAGAUACGUCAGCAAAUCAAGAGAGGGUUCCACAAAGAAACGUCGAAUAGAAGAGAGUCAGAAACCAUAUAUUGCCUCUGAUAGACAUUCUGUGAAACUGCCAUCCCAAAUCAUUAACAUCCUUAACAGUAGCGAAUUCGUACCUGAACCGCGCACAAAGUUUACAGCCGUUCUACAAAAUCUUGAAGUAGGCCAAAAUAUUACGCUGCUGAAUUUUGGCCAGGAGCCCAAGCACUUUGCACUGGGCUACCAGAGAAAGAAACUCUUUGUAACAAAUCAAAUAAUAGAUAUGUGGAGCCUGCUUUCAAAAGAUGAUGGAAACUCAAUUAAGCGUGUCCUAUUGGAACCCAUGGGUGUGGAAAAGUCGUAUCUCGCAUUUUUUCUUGCGGCGAAAGCCUACUCUAAAGGAUGGCUGAUGCUUUAUAUUUCAGACGCGGCAGAACUUAUUAAACCUUCAAUGGAAAUGGCAUCGAAAGAAAUUUGUAAGCGUUUUCUGGCAAUCAACAAAGACAUUCUAACCGCUAACGAGCUCAAAGGAUUGGUAGAAUUUGUUAGUGAAGAUGAUGUUUUUGUAACCUGUACCUCAUUAAUUUGGGACCUGCUCAAGCAAAAAGAUCGUAAAACUCUCUUAGUAGUUGAUGAGCAUGGUGUAUUGUUCAACCUUGAUCCUCCAGUGCCUGAUCGUCUUAUCAUCUUAAUAUCUUUGAAGUAUCUCAACUUUUGGGGAGAGAAAGCAGCAGGAUCGCGUGUGAUAUUUGCUGGUACUGCACAUGCCAAGUUCGAGAAAACUUACCUGAUUAAUGACAUGCAUAAUUGGUGGGUUGAAUAUGUUUGUUCUCUAACGGAAGAAGUUUUUGAUAAGCUGCUGGACCUUCAUCCUUUCCUGAAAAAACCAAGUAUUGCACCAAAAGUGAAAAGAAUUGUCAACUGUGUUCCGCGCAAAUUUAUAUAUUUUGCUGAAUACGUGAAAGACUCAUCUAGCAACUAUGUUCCCGAUGAAAGAAUUGAUAUAUUACUAGAAAGCUUCCAAAAUGAUUGA